AAUGAGACUGGAGAACAAAACGUUUUGAUCUCUGGAGCUUUGAUCUUAAACAGAAGCCAGCCCAAACGUAUCAAUUUACUACAUUUCUGUAAAAGCUGGAAUAUAAUGGAAACCUUAGAUUCACGCGAACCAAAAGAGAUGUCAGGAGAAAAGGGAGCACUGGAUUGCUGGGAUUUUCAGGUGAACCCGCUAUUCCUUGAGGAAAUCAUCAGUCCCUGUCUGAAUGGUAUUUCAUACGAAGACUGGAUGUCUUUGGAUACCAAUGACAGUGGAUCAGAAGUUGUCGUUCUGCUGUCGGACAUGUGCGGUGUGGUUAUAAGUACUGUUAGCAACUUGAUCCUGGAGAUUGUAGAGCCUCUGAUUUUUACCUCGGGCCACGAUCUUUCAUGUGGCGAUGAUGUAACUGUGCAGGGUGUGUGCAGUAAUUUCAAAGUGAUGGAGGAGAAUAUCGAGGCCUGCUUUGGAAACAGCCUUAAUCAGUAUUUUGUUGAAGCCCUGGACAUAGCAGAGGGAAGCUGCAACACCUUGGAUGAAUUAGUGAGACUGUUUUCAGCAGAGGUUACUAAAAAAGUAAACUCAUCACUGGCUCAAGUCACAGGGUCAACUCUUUCCCUGAACACAUGUGACUCGCUGAGAGCAGCAUCCACUUUACAAAUGGUCGAUACCACAGGAAAACUGUUUAAAGACAUGUUGGAAGGCUUUAAAAUAAUGGAUGAGUCAUGUGACGAGCUGGCAUGCCCGCCCUGUAACUCCCAGGAGCGUUGGUGUUUUGACUCUGAGGAUGCUGAAAACGUUGAGGAGGACAGCACAGAAAUCUCAGGAUUCAGUUUCUCUUUUUCAGAGAUGCCAGAAAUCCUGAAUAAUUUCCAUGUUUCUCCAGUGCCAGGGUAUUUUUAUGACCCUGACACUGAACCAGAAGCAAUUUUAGACAACGAUCCUUUUUUAUUAGAUCCUCCUAACAACAAGAUCUUUCUCACUGUGAUUCUUGCAAAGUUAGCUGACCACAUUGCUUCUGAAACCGGAACAUCCUUAGAAGACAUGGAUCUCACAAGCUUAGUGGAAAAUGUAGAAUUUUGUACUUGCGGCAUGCUGGAUCUUGCUCCCCUAAGAAUUGCUGGCAAUCUGCACAUCUCCAUUUACAAAAGUCUGUGCCAGAAAUUUAAAUCCAAAUACAUGCUGCUGGCUGCCAUGGUAGCAGUUGAUGAGGGAUUUGAUUUAGCUGUUGCAGUGACUUUAUUAUCACAGCUCGAAAAUACAGCACCUCUAAGAAUAUAUGGGAUAUAUGGAACACUUUCAAACCCGGGAACCUUUCUGCUGUGAUUGAGAGUCAAACACCAGAACCUCACAGAGAAGAAAGCAGCGAACAAACAAGGCCCUCACCUCCAAAAAGAUCACUGUGCAGCACCCUCAGGAAGAAGUUUUCACGCUGGGCUUCUAAUGUUGUGAAUUUUUUUAAGAGGUCUGGACAGUAAAAUUCACAGACUUGACUUUACAGUCAACUUUACAGGCCUCUGAUGAGUCAUUGUUACUUUCAUUUAUCAUCACAUAUAUGGGAAUAUGUCUGUUUUUAUUGUUCACUUAUGUUAUUUGUACUGUCACUAUUCUUACUUUUAUUACUUAUGCUGAGAUUGUUUUUGUAUUCUAUAUGGCCUUCAUACUGGUGCAUGGAGUCAUUAUUCUCAUGUUUUAGGUACCAGGCACCACUUUUAUGGCCUGUGCAAAGUAAGACACACACACCAGCGUAUAGAGUGCUUUAUGUUCUCUGGGUCACUGGGGUGAGGGUGAGACCUGUUAGAUCUUGGGUGUGCGUUUGAGGCUUUUGGAGAGUUGCCAGAGGGAGCGCUGCUCCUCAUGACACCUGUAACACUAUGUUAUACUACAGCAGUGUUUUAUGAUGGGUACAUUCCUCAAAUGGAGUUCUGUAGGCCCCCCACCCUCGUGCUCUUCUGUAUUUAAGACCUCAGAAGUGAGGUCAAGAUGCGAGGCUAUCAUUCCUCUGCUAUUUCUUUUCAUGUUACAUCCUCUUCAGCUCUGCUAUUAAAGGACUACAGGUCAUACAAAGAAACUUCAGCUGCCACAACUCAGCUUGGAUACAUGUCUGUCAUAAUAUGCCAAGACUUUUGCACAGUAGCGUAUAAAGAUAAUUUAUCAUUUCUCCAGGUGUCCAACUCAAACUUACAGUUCACCUGUUCGUCUGAAGUUGGGCCUUCUUAUUGAGGGUCAUGUGGAACCAGGAGCCUUUUUCCUCAGUCUUAGAGCUGUCAGUCUGUUCAGGACAGCUUGGUAUGAUCUUGAACACCUCGAUCUGCACCAGUUUCUUUAUUGGUACCUGAUCAGUCCAGUCUCCUGCAGCCCCGGUGUUGUUGUUCAGGCUCCUGUUACAAUGAAACUGAGAAAUCUUUAUUAGUUAAAUCUUUACUCUUCUCCCUCCUUUGAGACAUAAACUCUGUUUUGUCUCACUAAAUUACCUUAGUUUAUCUAAUUUAUCUAAAG
Molecule: messenger RNA, 2493 nt
Organism: Archocentrus centrarchus (flier cichlid)
Lineage: Eukaryota; Metazoa; Chordata; Actinopteri; Cichliformes; Cichlidae
Exons: 3
Coding region: 106-1320 (404 amino acids)
Source: RefSeq, a predicted model, not a curated record